Messenger RNA from Lindgomyces ingoldianus, 1018 nucleotides. RefSeq lists its product as uncharacterized. The record is from RefSeq and is a predicted model, not a curated record. Lineage: Eukaryota; Fungi; Ascomycota; Dothideomycetes; Pleosporales; Lindgomycetaceae. The transcript has a single exon. Bases 1 to 996 code for a protein of 331 amino acids.
AUGUGCAUCAUCCUCCCUGUCGAUCACCUCCCUUGCACUCAUACUGUUGCUAUCUGGCAACAUUGUAUCAACGCGCCUCGCUCCAAGAUUCACGGCCUAGCUCCUUGCUCGCAUAUUCGACAGCAUCCCAGACCUAUCCUCACGAGGAAGCUGUGUUUUCACUGUGGGGGGCCAAGGUUCUUUGCAAGAAGGGGUGGAAUUGCGGAAAGAGGGAAGGGAAGUGGAAGUGCGGGUUUGAGGAAGAAAGUGAGUCUUGGUGAUCCCGAAGACUCAGGGUACCAUAGCGACUCUAUUAUCGGGGAAGAUGAAGUAGAGGACGACUGGAAUGGCAAUGAGAAUAACGAGGAUGAGCAGGAGAAUGAAAACUGUAGUCCCUGCCACAAACGCCCCCAUCGCUCAUUCUCUCAAACCAUUCACGCAAGGCGAGAAAACGAGAAAGAAAGGAACGAGACCAGGAGAAAGCCAGAGGCGAUCCCAACACGCAAACCCUCUUGGCGCCCGAAUCUCAAAGCUGAGCUCGCUAAAAUGCAACCCCGUCCAUCGCCCUUCCCUCGCCGCGAAUCCAACGACUCGCAGUUCGAAGACGGCAUCGGACGCGCAAGACGGUCAAACUGGCCUUCUCUGUACUCUUCCACUGAAUCCCCACUCGCGCCAAACCCUCUCAGGUGCCGUCGAAACGCUGACUCCUUCCCCGUUCUCCAAACCAGUAUAAUCAACACCAGCUCGCACAACCCGCUCCAGGACUUAUCCCCAUCAUCAAUAUACUCAUCCCACUUCGCCUCGGAUUCAGACGUAGAGUCCGACUCUGAACACGGGGAAAAUGAGCUGAAUGAUGGAUACGGAAACCCAGCUUCCUUCCUCCAACACGAAAGCACUGAUGUUUUCCACGACGAUAACGAACCCAGCACAUCUGUAAUCCUAGCGCAAUCUGCGAAGAUGGCGAGAGCAAGUCGAAUCGAGUUUCAUGGAGCACAAGUGCGCGUUCUACGAAUUUGAUAUAGUAUGCCUGUUUGUAUUC